Ornithorhynchus anatinus (platypus) is the source of this 1623-nucleotide messenger RNA. RefSeq names its product canopy FGF signaling regulator 3 (gene CNPY3). Gene Ontology annotation, molecular function: signaling receptor binding. The record is from RefSeq and is a predicted model, not a curated record. Gene Ontology annotation, cellular component: endomembrane system. NCBI's taxonomy places the organism in Eukaryota, Metazoa, Chordata, Mammalia, Monotremata, Ornithorhynchidae. The transcript has 6 exons. Bases 89 to 895 code for a protein of 268 amino acids.
AGUGGGCUGCUGGAGGCGCCUGUUGGGGCCAGAGGGGCCCGGGCCCCGCCUAGGCCUCUGGUCCUCGCCGUCCCGCUUCCUCCCCGCCAUGGAGCCGCUCUUCCCGCCUCGUCUCCAUCAUCUCCCCUUCGUGCUGCUGCUGAUGCUGGGCCCGGGCCCCGCCCCCGCCGAGGAGACCGACUGGGUCCGCCUGCCCAGCAAGUGCGAGGUGUGUAAGUACGUGGCUGUGGAGCUGAAGUCGGCCUUCGAAGAAACCGGGAAGACCAAGGAAGUGAUUGACACGGGCUAUGGUAUCCUGGAUCGAAAGGCCUCCGGGGUUAAAUACACCAAAUCGGACCUCCGGUUAAUUGAGGUUACCGAAACCAUCUGUAAGAGGCUACUGGACUACAGCCUGCACAAAGAAAGGACUGGCAGCAACAGGUUUGCCAAGGGCAUGUCCGAGACGUUUGAGACGCUCCACAACCUGGUGCACAAGGGGGUGAAGGUGGUGAUGGACAUCCCUUACGAGCUGUGGAAUGAGACCUCUGCCGAGGUGGCCGACCUCAAGAAACAGUGUGACGUACUGGUGGAAGAGUUUGAAGAGGUGAUUGAGGAUUGGUACCGGCACCACCAGGAGGAGGAUCUCACCCUGUUCCUCUGUGCCAACCACGUGCUGAAGGGGAAGGACACAAGUUGCCUGGCCGAGAAGUGGUCCAGCAAGAAAGGGGAUACGGCAGCCUUGGGGGGGAAGAAGGCCAAGAAAAAGGGCGGCAAGGGAAAGACGUCGGGCGGGAGGAGCCAGAAGCUGAGGAAGGAGCCUGGGGGUGGCCCCGGCCCAGAGACUGCCCGGUCAGAGGAAGACGAGGGGGUCCAGAAGGCCACCCCGCUCUCACACAGCCCCAUGGAUGAACUGUAGUUCCACGCCUGGACCGACCCCUUCUGUGAAACGGGGGAGACAGCCCCUGACUGUGAAGGCCGAGAGCCAUGGCCUGUGGAAACACCUCCGUUCGAGGAGGGGCAGAUCCUCAGCAGCAGCAGCAGCUUCGAGGUGGUCCCCCUUCCCUACCGAGCCCACGCCUCCCUCGGGGCCGUGCCGCCGCCUCCAGAGGCCCCUGCGAGUCCUGGGCGCAACACAGACCACACAGGAGCAGCGUGACACCCCUGCCCUCUGGCUCCUACCCCACCUAGCCCCUGAGCUGGUCUACUCUGGAAAAGGCUGAAGACAGACUUUGGGGAGGGCGAGGAGGGUCCCUGAACCCAUCUCUUCUGGGUUCACACUGGAGUCGGCUCGGUGGGGCCUGGAGGAUGACCUAGUGGGUCCCGGAGCUAGAGGCAGAACUACCAACAGAAGACUUGAGCCUUGCUAUAUCACGCCCCCCUCUUCCCCUCUUUCUCUCCCCCCUACGCCUUUCCUUCCUCUCCCCUGACUUCCCCUCUAUUUCUCUCCCCCCACCCCCGUACCCUCCAUCAGGGGCAAUCAGGACUCCAGCAGGGCCAAGGGCACCUCUUUGAGCACCACGGUUCCCUGAGGUCCAGACCUAGUUCGGCAGCGCGGGGAGGCGGGCUGUCUUGCUGUCUGCCAGGAAUGGUUAACCUGCCUCACUCAGUGGGCAGAGUAAAACUGUCUGGGCUUUUCACUCUUAA